Messenger RNA from Anopheles bellator, 2925 nucleotides. It is a transcript of the gene NT1, whose product is annotated as neurotrophin 1. The transcript has 5 exons. Gene Ontology annotation, cellular component: extracellular region. The record is from RefSeq and is a predicted model, not a curated record. Gene Ontology annotation, biological process: innate immune response; regulation of Toll signaling pathway; central nervous system formation. Lineage: Eukaryota; Metazoa; Arthropoda; Insecta; Diptera; Culicidae. Gene Ontology annotation, molecular function: Toll binding; growth factor activity. The coding region runs from base 1 to 2925 and encodes 974 amino acids.
AUGCGAUCGCGAGUGAAGUGGGCCUUCGUGGCCAUCCUGUGGGCCACACUUGGGUUGCGGGGUGCUCUGGCGGCCUCCGAUUCCGGGCUGCCCGAUUUCGAGCUGGACGAUGGCAAGGACGACGCGGACGAUUACUACUACGUCAACGAUGGUAGCGAUCAGCAGAUGCAGCCGUCGCACAAGAUGAUCAGUUACGCGAAACCUCCACCGACGCAGGAGGUCCAGGAAGUGGCGGGCGAGGAGGAACUAGAACCGUUCCUGAUGGAGGACGACGAUACGAGCUUCGAGCUGAUGGACGAUGUCGAGUUCGUCGAGCAGGGCGGCUCGGACUUUCAGCGGAAGGCAGAACGCAUGAAGCACAUCAUGCUGAAGGCGUUCGCCAAUCGGGAGUUCCAGCGAAAGUUCGCCGAGGUGCUGCCACUGCUGAAGGUGAUGUCCCGGACGCAAAAGUCCACCCUGGCGGCCCUCAUCUCGGCGCAGGUGAACUCGCGUGAAGGCCACACACUGUCGCUGGAGCAGGUCAAAGCAAUGUUCGGCAACCGGCCGGAGCUGAUUCUGCCCCUCGUCUACGACAUCGCCAACAUGAUCCGCACCGUGGCCAAACGGGAGAGUCUACUGUUCGAGCAGAAGCACCCUGGCUCCGAGGAACCCGGCUCCAACCGUCCCGACUUCCUGGAGGACGAAGGUGUCCUGUCGAAUCAUCUGCUUCGCCGGAGCUUCAGCACCCGACCGGAGCCACACGGUUUCCGGACGAACGAUCGACGGCCGGUCGACGCCAACCUACAGGAUGGCCGACUGGUGGUGGAUCUACCGGAGGAUCUACAGGACGACGCGGAGUCCGAGGGUCGCUCGAUCCGCUCCUCCGAUGUGCCGUUCUUCGAGAAGCUCGUCCAGGCGCUGCCCCGGUUCAACGUUCAGCGCACCCAGGACCGGUCCGACGACCGGAUGACGUACCACGAGCGGAAGCUCAACAUGACCGCCUUCAACGCGUCCGCCAAUCAGCGCGACCAGCUGGCGAUGGCCUCCGAUGGUCCGAUCCCGGUCACGUUGCCCAAGGUGCCGGAUAAGCCUCAAACGCCGGUCCCGGUCCCGACGGUGCCGAGUCCAACGCCACAGCCCGCUGUUGUGCCCGCAGACCACUCCGACUCUCCGGGCCACAGGCUCACGCUGGAGGAGAUCGAAGACCUGGCGUUUAGUGGGCUGAACGGGACGGAAAAGGAUGGGACACUCGGCACCGGGAGCAACACAUCGGCGUUGGCCCCCACUUCCGGGGGACCCGUGGCAGAGCGACUGGUCGGUAAUCGGCAACGGCCGCAGGGACUCCACACCUUGCUGCCGAACGAAAACUGUGAGCACUUCUCGGGCGGCGUCUGCAUCCGAGUCGCCAACUAUCCUACGUCCGAGAUCAUGUACAGCAUUACGCGCCACCGGCAUGCGAUCGGGGCGCUGCUGGCCGAGUACAUCGACAAGUCGACGGCCCAGGACCGGACCGUGUACGAGCCGGACGAGAUCGAGCAGGGCAUCAACACGAAGCUGAGAAAACGCGAGGAUGACCCCUCGAAGGCCGGCGGCAGCAUGUGCCCCAGCAUCAUCCGGUACGCACGGCCCCAGAAGGCCCGCUCGGCGACCGGUGAGUGGAAGUACAUCGUCAACACGGGCGAACACACGCAAACGCUGCGGCUCGAGAAGUGCAGCACGCCGCAAGACUCGUGCACCUACCUGACGGACAACUUCCGGUCGCGCUGCGUCCAGAUCUACAACUACCACCGGCUGCUGAGCUGGGACGCGGCCCGGGGGCUCCACGUCGACAUCUUCAAGGUGCCGACCUGCUGCAACUGCCACAUCGACGGCUACCGGGAAACGUUCCCGCCGCUGACCAGCUACAACGACCUGAAGUCGAAAGCGCACGAGGACCCGAACGAGUCCGCCUCGACGCUCAUCCGGAACACGCACCAGUACCUCCAGCACCACCCGGCGCCCCACAACCACUACUCCACGCUGCAGUUCGAUCAGGUCGAGCAGGAGGACGAGUCGGACGACAACAUCGCCUACCAGUUCUCGAACGGUUUCCAGCGCGUCCCGAAGCCACCGUCGCCGCAGCCGCCAAAGUCGUAUGACCACCACCACCUUCCGGCCGUUCCUCCGCCUCCACCACCCCCAAAAACACGUUUCGAUCGGCCAGCGGCCAAGCACGGCCCCAAACCGAAGCACCCGGGCCACUUCGGCGCCCCACCAACCCUGGACACCUACCUGAGUCCUCCGCCGAAUGAUCUCGCCUACGGUUCCCCGUUCAAACGGGGACCGCACGCCUUCCAGACGGACAACGCGCUGAAGCGGGCCGGAAACGUGGGCAGCGCCCCGAACCGGAGGCAGCCUCUCCGGAAACCGGUCGGACUGCACGACCAGAGCAUCGCCGAGACGGAUUCACGCAUCAACCAGGUGCUGGUGUUGCCUCCUCCAUCGGGCACCGGCCAGCAGCUGGAUGAGCUGGCGGUGCCUCAGGUUCAGGCGCAAAAUAUCAUCGAAAAACAUCGCCGUCGAUCGCAAACGACGCUCCAGCCUCCGAUGACCACGUUGCAGCAGCAGCUGUACUCAUCACAGAACGGGUUCCGCCUGGUGCAGUCAGCUCCCGGAACGCAGCCACCGCUCCCCAACCCGACGGUCCCGCUCGUGACGGCCCCACAACCCGCCAGCACGGCCAGCACCAGCACGACCACGGUCACGACGACCAACGGGCAUCAGCGAAUCAACUACAACUACCAUCCCAUCAUCGACUUCUUCGAGGAGGCCGAAGAGGAGGCCCCCCUUCCGGACCUCACGCAGGAGCAGAUUGACCGGAUUGGUUUGAAUGGCCACACGUCCCUCAACAGCUGGAAACCGCUCAUCACCAGCAACAACGGCGGCCGGCAGCGGUUUCAUCGCUAG